AUGCCGGCUCCAAAUGCAGAAAGUUUUAAAAGAGCAUGGCCUCGAUGCUUCGUAAUAUUUCUUGGUAUUGUCGAAGUUAUAGCUACUAUUGUUCUUAUACUUACUGAAUUGGGUAAUGUUGCAGCAAAUUUUUGGACAACAAAUGUAUUUGCCGGAGGUUGGUGUGGUCUUAUAAUGAUUGUACACUUUUUUGGAAUAUUUGUUGCUGGAUGUUGUGCACCAGGUCCACCAGCUGCUUUUCGUGCAACUGUAAUAAGCGUAAUAGCUAUUGUUGCCUGUGGUGCAUUGAUUGGAUUUGAUGCUUAUUUCCUUGCCCAACCUACAGCAUGUAUAUUAACAUCGUCAUGCGCUUCUAAUGCUGUAGUACCAAUAGCGUUAGCUAAUUCAUUUCGAACAAGCUUUUUUACAGCAUUCAAUAGUCUUAGUGCAUUUUCAAGUUACAGUGAAUCACAAGCAAAAUAUCUCUUUCGAGCAAUUCAAAUAAGUGUUGGUUGUUUAUGUUUCGUGCUUUGUAUUAUUUAUUUGAUUAUUUAUUAUGUCGUAAAAAGCAAAGCUGCAAGAGAUGUAGUACCUUCUGGACCUGAUCCAACUCCUCGUGCUCCACAACCAGGAUACAAUUAUAAUCAACCACAACGUGGACCUCAACCACCACCAGGUCACGUUCAAUUGAAUCCCAACAAAAGAUACUGA
This is a messenger RNA of Rotaria sordida, 690 nucleotides long. The record is from the annotation of a GenBank genome assembly. Lineage: Eukaryota; Metazoa; Rotifera; Eurotatoria; Philodinida; Philodinidae.